GUCCUUCGGGAGAGUGGAUGGAGGAGCUCACCGAGAAGCCCCAACAUGUGAGUGUCCAUGUUUUAAGCUCAACCACCGCCUUGAUGUCCUGGACGUCCUCCCAAGAGAACUACAACGGCACCAUUGUGUCUGUGGUGUCCCUCACCUGCCAGAAACAAAAGGAGAGCCAGAGGCUAGAAAAACAGUACUGCACGCAGGUGAACUCAAGCAAACCUAUUAUUGAAAAUCUGGUUCCUGGUGCCCAAUACCAGGUUGUGAUGUACCUAAGGAAAGGCCCUUUGAUUGGACCACCUUCAGAUCCUGUGACAUUUGCCAUUGUACCAACUGGAAUAAAGGAUUUAAUGCUCUACCCAUUGGGCCCCACAGCAUUGGUUUUGAGCUGGACCAGACCGUACUUAGGAGUGUUCAGAAAGUAUGUGGUUGAAAUGUUUUAUUUCAACCCUGCAACAAUGACAUCGGAGUGGACAACCUACUAUGAAAUAGCAGCGACCACCUCCUUAACUGCAUCUGUGCGAAUAGCUAAUCUGUUGCCAGCGUGGUACUACAACUUCCGAGUGACCAUGGUGACCUGGGGAGACCCAGAAUUGAGCUGUUGUGACAGUUCCACCAUCAGCUUCAUAACGGCCCCAGUUGCUCCAGAAAUCACUUCUGUGGAAUAUUUCAACAGUCUGUUAUAUAUCAGUUGGACAUAUGGGGAUGACACCACUGACCUCUCCCAUUCUCGAAUGCUGCAUUGGAUGGUUGUUGCAGAAGGAAAGAAGAAAAUUAAAAAGAGCGUAUGUUUCUUUGAAUCCCAGCGUAGGAGUAUAUUUGCUUUCCUAACCCUGCUACCUUCAUGUCUUUGGACUGAUUAUCUUUUGGCAUUUUAUAUUAAUCCUUGGAGUAAAAAUGGUUUAAAGAAGAGAAAACUGACUAACCCGGUUCAACUGGACGACUUUGACGCCUACAUCAGGGAUAUGGCCAAAGACUCUGACUAUAAAUUUUCUCUUCAAUUCGAGGAGUUGAAAUUGAUUGGACUGGAUAUUCCGCACUUUGCUGCAGACCUUCCACUGAACCGAUGUAAAAAUCGUUAUACAAACAUCCUACCAUAUGACUUUAGCCGAGUGCGAUUAAUCUCCAUGAAUGAAGAGGAAGGAGCAGACUACAUCAAUGCCAACUACAUUCCUGGAUACAACUCAUCCCAGGAGUAUAUCGCCACACAGGGGCCACUGCCUGAAACCAGAAAUGACUUCUGGAAGAUGGUCCUACAGCAGAAGUCUCAGAUUAUUGUCAUGCUCACUCAGUGCAAUGAGAAAAGGAGGGUGAAAUGUGACCAUUACUGGCCGUUCACGGAAGAGCCCAUCACUUACGGAGACAUCACCGUGGAGAUGAUCUCGGAGGAAGAGCAGGAUGACUGGGCCUGCAGACACUUCCGGAUCAUCUAU
Messenger RNA from Myotis lucifugus (little brown bat), 1424 nucleotides. Its product is annotated as receptor-type tyrosine-protein phosphatase O-like. The record is from RefSeq and is a predicted model, not a curated record. The annotation marks the transcript as partial. Lineage: Eukaryota; Metazoa; Chordata; Mammalia; Chiroptera; Vespertilionidae. Gene Ontology annotation, cellular component: glutamatergic synapse; plasma membrane; GABA-ergic synapse. Gene Ontology annotation, biological process: negative regulation of canonical Wnt signaling pathway; peptidyl-tyrosine dephosphorylation involved in inactivation of protein kinase activity; podocyte differentiation. Gene Ontology annotation, molecular function: protein tyrosine phosphatase activity; Wnt-protein binding; cadherin binding. The transcript is spliced from 12 exons.